AUGUUCACAAGACCAGCCAAACAAUCAAAAGCUGCUACGAUCGCGUCAUUUAAAAUAUCUCAUAUAUUGGCGAAACACAAGAAACCAUUCGAAGAUGGAUCGGUGGUGAAGGAAGCAUUUAUUGAAGCGGGUGAGACUUUAUUUGGAGAUUUUAAAAAUAAAAUAGAAAUCAUGUCUGCUAUUAGAGAACUUCAGUUAUCUCAUCCGACUGUCACAAGGCGUAUUGAAGUCAUGAGUCAGGACAUCGCAGAUAAACUAAAACAUGAUAUCAUGGAAUGUACAUACUUUUCUUUACAGUUCGACGAAUCCACCGAUAUGACAGACACUGCCCAGCUGUUGUGCAUUACAACCGAUGGAGCACCAGCAAUGACUGGAAACAAAAACGGUUUUGUGGAAUUGUGUCGAGCUAAUGAAGAAUUCCCUUCAUUUUUUUCAUUCCAUUGCAUUAUAAAUCAACAAGUUUUGUGUUCCAAAGUUUUAAACACGGAGGAAAUUAUGGGCAUUGCAACAAAAAUUGUGAAUUCCAUCAGUGCACGUAGCUUGAAACGGCGGCUCAUUCAGUUGCAGUUGGAAGAUAGGGAGUCAGCUGAACACACUGAUUUAGUUCUUCACACAGACGUCAGGUGGUUGAGUUGCGGAAAGUUCCUACAAAGGUUUCAAGAAUUAUUGCUCGAAAUAACAGCUUUUCUAGACAAAAGAGGUGAUGAUACUCAGAUUUUGAAAAACGAAAAAUGGCUGACUGAUUUGGCAUUUUUGACUGACAUCACAAUGCACUUAAACAUCGUUAACUUGGAACUUCAAGGUAAAGGAAAAACUAUUAUUGAGAUGAUUAGCGCAGUAAACGCAUUCAAAAGUAAAUUGCAACUUAUGAUAGAUCAACUGAAAAGAAAGGAUCUGAAACAUUUUCCGUCUUUGAAAGCAAGGAUUCCUCAGUUUAAUUAUGAUACGUAUGAGGAUGAAUUAUCAAAUAUUUUGGGACAAUUCGAAAUGCGUUUUUAUGAUUGCAGUAAAUUGGAAAAUAUAGCAUCAUUUAUGAGUUAUUCUUUUUCAUGUAAAAACAUUGAGGAAUUAGCUACUGAAAUAGCAAGCCAUAUAGAAAAUCGGUGGAGAGUGGUGGAAGAGGCUCAUGAAAAAUUAACUGAUAAUAAAACCAAAACAAGAAAGGGCAGAAAAUAUUACGAAGGAAUGGAUGAAAUUUUCAAAGGAGAUAGAGAUAUUGUGCCUGAAGCUCUAUGA
This is a messenger RNA of Diorhabda carinulata, 1236 nucleotides long. Its product is annotated as general transcription factor II-I repeat domain-containing protein 2A-like. The coding region runs from base 1 to 1236 and encodes 411 amino acids. The record is from RefSeq and is a predicted model, not a curated record. Lineage: Eukaryota; Metazoa; Arthropoda; Insecta; Coleoptera; Chrysomelidae. The transcript has 3 exons.